Messenger RNA from Funneliformis geosporum, 443 nucleotides. The record is from the annotation of a GenBank genome assembly. NCBI's taxonomy places the organism in Eukaryota, Fungi, Glomeromycota, Glomeromycetes, Glomerales, Glomeraceae.
CUAAAUCCUUUCAAGAGACUAUGUCUCGAGCGACUAAGACUCUAGAUAAUAGUAAAAAAUCGGCCAAUAAGAGAGGAAAAAACCUUAUUAUUAGACGAUUUUUAAGUGAACUAUUAAGAGGGCAAGGCAAGGUAGCUCCUGGUGAUGAUUAUGAUUAUGACCCUGUGGAUGAUCUUACUGACAUUUAUGGCCAAUGUAAACAAAUGGGAACAUAUGAUCUUGAAAAGGAGAUAUAUCGCAUCUUGGAGGACUCAUCCAAAAUUCGAGGCUAUAAUGCUAGGUUGCGGAACGAAUAUAUAAAUCUCAAUGAUGAGAAUAGGCGGUUGAAGGUUGAAAACUCCAAGCUCGUCUCCCAGAAUGCUUGUACAGAAAUAUCUCUUGCUAAAGCCAAAGCCGAUAACUUUGCAAAAUCAGAGGAAGUAAAAUCGCUUCAAAUACUCUAA